UAAAAAAAAUGGGCUAAGCAAAAAACGGUCCCCGCGUCGCGCGCUGAGGAAAUCCUUUCAUGAAAGGUUUCUUGUUCAGCCACACAUCUCUCUACGUGGGGCAUCAUCAUCAUCGCCUUUGGUUUUUUUUUGAACCAGCCCUCCGUACGGUUAUCAACUAACGGCUAUAAAAGACCUGCCUCCACCACAAUUACCCCAUUUUUACGACUUGUAGGAGGCAUUAAAAAGAAACCAUGUGCGGAAUCUUUGCGUACUUGAACUACCUUGUGGAACGGGACCGAAAGUUCAUCCUCGAGACAUUGUUGACGGGUUUGUCGCGAUUGGAGUACCGAGGAUACGAUUCCGCAGGUCUUGCCGUUGAUGGGGACAAUGAAGAUGAAACAUUCAUCUUUAGGCAGGUAGGUAAGGUCGCCGCCCUGCGCGAGAAGAUUGACGCCGAGAAGGGACUCGACGUGGAGCGGACGUUCGUUUCUCACGGCGGAAUGGCGCACACUCGUUGGGCUACUCACGGCAUUCCCUCUGUUCGCAACUGUCAUCCACACCGUUCCGACCCGAAAAACGAGUUCACCGUUGUUCACAAUGGAAUUAUCACAAAUUACAAAGAGCUCCGUACUAUCUUGGAGAAGUUUGGCUUCGAAUUUGAGUCGGACACUGAUACAGAGGCUGUUGCCAAACUUUGCAAAUACAUUUACGAUACACAAAAGACCACUAUGGGAUCCACCUUGACUUUUACCGGAUUGGUCAAGGCAGUGUGCAAAGAACUGGACGGCGCCUUUGCAUUGAUCUUUAAGAGUGCCCAUUUCCCUGGUGAAUUGGUGGCUGCUCGUCGUGGAUCUCCUCUGUUGAUUGGUGUCAAGACCGCAAAGAAAUUGAAGGUAGACUUUGUGGAUGUAGACGUCGAGGUGCCACAAGAAGAUGAGAAGAACUUGAUGCUCCCCGACCAACCAAAGAUUCGCCGUACCCAAUCUCGCAGUUUCUUUGGUGAGGAAGGUGUACCAAUGCCAGUAGAGUACAUCCUUGCAUCCGAUGCGUCUGCUAUCAUCGAACACACCAAAAAGGUCUUGUACCUGGAGGACGACGAUAUUGCCCACAUCAGCGAUGGAGACUUGCACAUCCACCGCCUCCGCAGAGAUGACCGCAUGUCAUCAGUCCGUCCUAUUCAGACUUUGGAACAGGAGCUGGCCCAGAUUCAGAAGGGUGCUUUCUCUCACUUUAUGCUCAAGGAGAUCUUUGAGCAAUCUGAGUCGGUGGUUAACACCAUGCGUGGACGCAUCAACUUUGACGACAGAACAGUCAUUUUGGGAGGAUUGCGCUCUCAGCUUGCCAACAUCCGCCGAUCUCGUCGCUUAAUCUUCAUUGCUUGCGGUACCAGUUACCACAGCUGCGUGGCUACUAGGUCGCUGUUUGCCGAGUUGACUGAAUUGCCAGUGUCAGUGGAGUUGGCAUCGACCUUUUUGGAUGAGCAGAUGCCUGUGUUCCGUGAUGAUUGCUGCAUAUACGUCUCGCAGAGUGGUGAGACUAAGGAUACCCUUCUUGCAUUGCAAUACUGCAAAGACCGUGGUGCCCUUUGCUUGGGUGUUACCAACACGGUUGGAUCUACUAUUUCCCGGGAAACUCACUGUGGUGUCCAUAUCAAUGCUGGUCCGGAGAUUAGUGUCGCCAGUACAAAGGCGUACACCUCGCAAUAUAUCGCUUUGACUAUGAUCGCCCUUCAGCUGUCUGAUGACAACUACGCCAAACUCCCCAGACGUCAUGAGCUGAUUGACGGCCUGUUCAACCUCUCUGCAGACAUCAAGAAGACGUUGGCCUUGGAACCUGAACUUCGAAAGAUGGCGCAAGAACAGUUUGGUUCAGCUCAAAACCUGAUUUUGAUUGGACGUGGAUACCAAACGGCAACAGUCCUGGAAGGCGCUUUAAAGAUUAAGGAAGUCUCGUACAUUCACGCUGAGGGUAUUAAUGCUGGGGAACUCAAGCACGGACCCCUUGCCCUCAUUGACGACAAAAUGCCCAUUAUUUUGGUGAUGCCAAAGGACCGUCACUACUCGGACUCUGAGAAUGCACUGAAACAGGUUACGGCGCGCUACGGUGCACCCAUUGUCAUCUGCAAUGACGACGAUAACACGCCACUUUUCAACAAUCUCAAAACCAUUCGUGUUCCUCGCACUGUUGAUGCUCUUCAGGCGAUCAUUAACAUUGUGCCAUUACAGAUUUUGUCGUACUAUCUGGCUACUGGACGCGGUUUCGAUCCAGACUCUCCUAGAAACUUGGCCAAAUCUGUUACGACUGCUUAAGAGGGGGUUCGCUUUAAUAUGGGGUGGGGCUGGGGUUCAUAGAUCGAUAUUGGACAGUAAGUAGGAUGGUCGUCUGUUAGCAUGAGUGGACACUUGUUGUUACAAACUUCUGGACCAUAUCAAAUAUAUUUUUACCCUUAUUGUCAAGUAUAAAUAAAAUAAUGCUCUAAAGUGUCAGAAUGCAA
Spizellomyces punctatus DAOM BR117 is the source of this 2476-nucleotide messenger RNA. Its product is annotated as glutamine-fructose-6-phosphate transaminase (isomerizing). Gene Ontology annotation, biological process: protein N-linked glycosylation; fructose 6-phosphate metabolic process; UDP-N-acetylglucosamine metabolic process. The record is from RefSeq and is a predicted model, not a curated record. The transcript is spliced from 7 exons. Gene Ontology annotation, molecular function: carbohydrate derivative binding; L-glutamine:D-fructose-6-phosphate transaminase (isomerizing) activity. The coding region runs from base 234 to 2291 and encodes 685 amino acids. Lineage: Eukaryota; Fungi; Chytridiomycota; Chytridiomycetes; Spizellomycetales; Spizellomycetaceae.